Paracoccidioides lutzii Pb01 is the source of this 207-nucleotide messenger RNA. RefSeq lists its product as hypothetical. Bases 1 to 207 code for a protein of 68 amino acids. The transcript has a single exon. The record is from RefSeq and is a predicted model, not a curated record.
AUGGCGCGUGUUGCAGAACUCGAAGCGAACAUGGGGGGGGGGGGGGGGGGCCUUGUUUUAGAUGGUCACGGUAGUCAUAAUGCGGAACUCUGUGCAUCUGUCGCGUCAACAAAUGGCAGCAGGGCAAAAUCUCCCGGCACCAAGGGUGGAAGAAGAUCCUUGGAAGUUGGACGACGCAAGAAGGGGUCAUCUGCGUUGGCGACGUGA